AUGUCAAUAGAAAUAUCUAAAAUACCUACUGGUAGUCAGAGUGUUAAAUUCUUCUCUCAAAUGACUGAGAAAAGAAUGCUUGUAAAACGAGUUGGUUGGAUUUCAAACGAAGACCUUCAAAUAUGUAUUUCAAAAAAUUUUGUUGCACUAAUAUCUAAUACAAGUUAUGAAACAGUAGAUGUUUGGGAUUGGCAAAGUAUUGUUGGAAUUCAGCCAUCAAUUCAAAACAGUGAAGAAUUUAUUCUUGUAGUAGGAUCUACAAAACAUAAGAUGCUUUCAAAUAAUAGAAGUUAUUUAUUAUGUUUAUUAUUGCAGUAUAAAUACAAAACAAAACACCAAGAAUUUACAACAUUUAGUGCCAAAAAAAUUAAAGUUAAUAAACAGUCAAUUGAUAUAUGUAUUCAAAUUCAACCUUAUGGAAUUAUUGAAAUGUCAAACAAGCCUGGAAAGAAAGAAAAAAUCAUUUUACUAACAGAUAUUAUUAGAAUUAUACCAUUAGAUGAUAGUCAGUCUAUUGCAUUAGUUUUUGAUGGGAAUCAAUUUAUAAUUUAUUCUUUUUCUGAUAGAAGGAAAUUUGCUGCAGAAAUUCUAACGAGAUGUAAACAAAUUGGAAUUAAAAUGUCUGUUGGAAAUGAGUUAUCAAUUGAGAAUUUAUUUAAGUCAUCAAAUAUAAGAAAAGUUGAACAAGAAGACGGUGGUUCUUUAGUAGAACUAAAAGCUUCACAUGGACCUGGAAAGACAGAAAGAAUUAUUUGUUUUACUGAAAAAUGGUUUGUUGAAAGAGAUGCAUCUUCUUAUACUGUUAAGUAUGCAAGAGCAUUAAAUGAUGUUAUUCAUAUCUUAAGAGGUCGUGAUGCUAUGGAGGUGGUUGUUACUUUUGCAGAUGGAAAUCAAAGAGUAUAUUAUACUAGUCAAAGAGAAGCAUUUAUUGCUACACUAUUCGAUUGUUCAUUAGCAGCUAAAGCUGAUCCUAUUAUUUCUGAUAUCCCAAGAUUUGGUUCAUUAAUUAUUGAAAAAAUGACAGCAAGUGAAUGUGGACAAAGUGAACUUACUUUGUUAAAGAAUAUUGCUAACUUUGAUCCAACAAAAAUUACUGGAAUUGAACCAGUGGAAUUGUUUAUGAUUCAUGUUUUCUUAUUAAAUAAUAAUAUGCCACCUUCUGGACCACAAUUUGCUGAAGCUAGUCGUUCAAAAUUAAUUAUACAAGCAUUAGAAAAAUUAUUAACAAUAGGAAAACCUGGAGAAGGAUUUUUACAAUGUCUACAUAGAUUAUUAUCAACUAGAAUUGGAUAUGAGUCAUUUGUAGAGAAUAAGCGUAUAACAGAAAAAGUAACAGAAGUAAUUGGAAUGGCACUUCAAAGUGUUAAACCAAUUGUAUUAUUUUGGGCAUUAAGAAUUACAUCAAUCUUAUUAUGCUCUAGUGCUGACGAAAAUAUUGAAAAAAAAGGUAAAUUAGAAGUUAUGACACAUGGAAUUCCUGAGAGAAUCUUUGCUACAUUAGUUGGUAAUAUUAAAAAAGGAUCUCCCCUUGUCAUCCAUGGUUGUGUUACAGCUUUUAAGUAUAUUGUUUGUGAACCAUAUUCUUAUACCACAGAAUUUAAUAUGUUCAAUAGAAUGAUGAAUAUAAUUAGUGGAUUAGGAAGAGAUGUAUUUAUGCUUUUUCAAUCACCAUGUAUUUCUAUUCCACACAUUGCUGGACAAAUACUGAGAGCGCUAGUUGAAGAAACAGAUAUGGAUGAACGAAUUAAAGAAUUACAAGACUAUGCGUUAUUAGAAGGAACAACCUUAAAAUACCUUCAAAUAGCAUGUUUUUCAACACCCAAAACUACAACACAAUUACUUCAAAAACAUUUAGCCUUACAUUUACUUGAUGUUUUCACGGCUGAUCAUAAAGAGAGUGAAAGUGUAUUAAAAAGAACAAUUCCUAGUGCAUUAUUAUCUUAUCUUGAUUCUCCUGACCAACCACCAGAAAAAUUAGAUAUUACUGAUGAUGAAAGACAACACCCAAGACAUCAGAUGAGUACUGUGGCAUCAUUUUGGAAGAAAUGGAAUGUUAGAAGAAGCACAAAUGAAAAUGAAAUUAGAACAAGACAAAAAAGAGUCAUUAAACAAAAAAGAAACUGGGGAAUGUUAGUUUUCCAACUCCACCAACAACAUCGACGUGCAGAUUUAAUUUGGAACCACCAAACAAGAGAAGAAUUAAAAGAAGCAAUAGACAAUGAAAUUAGACAAUUAAAGAAAGAUCAAGAAGAAGGAGAAGUUGCGUGGAAUUAUCGAGAAUUUAUUGUAGAAUAUCAUUCAUUAGAUAAUGAAGUAUGUGUUGAUGGAUGUUUUAUAAAAUGUUUAUUAGAAAAAGGAGAAAUUACAUUAAGUGACCCAAGAGAUUUCUUUGAUACAUUAUAUCAUAGAUGUUUAUUUGAAACAAAUAGAGAAUUACAAGCAUUAGCAAUUCAAUCUAUGAGUGUAAUAUAUAGAAAAUUUAAUAAAGAAAUUGGAGCAUUUAAAGAUAUUUCACAUAUUGUUUCAAUGUUAAGAAUGACAAGGUCAUUACUAUUAAGAGACCGAUUAAUUGAAUUGCUUGAUUCAUUACUUAAAGUAGAAAUUAAUGCAAGAACAUUUAUUGAUGUUGGAGGAAUUGAUUUAUAUGUUGAUUUAUUAAUCCUUGUUCAUCUUCAUGCAGACCAUGCUAUUAUUCCAUUACAAACAAAUUUAUUAACAGCAGGAACAACAAUAGGAGAAUGGUAUUAUGUAGAAAUUAAUAAUAAUAAGAAAGAGAAAAAAGGACCAGUAUCUCUUGAUAAAUUAAAAGAAUUACUUAAUCAAAAUAUUAUUCAAGAAACAACAAUGGUUUGGGCACAAGGAAUGGAAGAUUGGAAAAUAUUAAAAGAUAUUACAGUGUUAAAAUGGGCAUUAUUAACAGAAGAUACAGGAAUAUUAACACCAAUUGAAUUAUGUCAAUCUAUUUCUAAAACAUUAGAAGAUUUAGUUACAAUGUAUCCAUCACGUGAUAUGCAUGGUAUUUUAUUAAGACCAAUUCCAAGAGCUAAAAGAAUAUUAUCAUCACCAAGACAUCUUCCACAUAUAGUUCAGUUAUUAUUAACAGCAGCACCAACAAUAGUUGAUACUGCAGCAAGAUUACUUAAAAAUUUAUUAGAAGAUAAUCCAACAGCACAACCAAAAUUUUAUUUAACAGGAGUAUUUUAUUUUGCAUUAAUGUACUCAGGAAGUAAUUUAAAAGAAAUAUCAAGGUUAUUAUAUGCUACUCAUAGACAACAAAAAAUAGGAGAAGCUGUUGAAUUAUCAGUAUUAAAACCACUUAUUCCACCAUCAUUAAUAACAGUACUUGAUAGGUCUCCUGAAGAAUUUUCAGCACGACUUGUUGGAGAAGUUGCUACCCCAGAAAUUAGAUGGAGUAGUUCAAUGAGAAGUUAUUUAAUAGAUAGUAUUUCACAACAUAUUGGAGAUUUUGCAUUUAGAUUAACAUGUAAUCCAUUAGCAGUAUAUUCACAUGUACCAAUUCCACCUAUUGUAUAUGAAGAAUUAAAGGGAGAGUUAUAUUGUGGGAGAGUAUAUCUUAAACAAUUAUGUGAUGAAGAAAAAUAUCCCGAUUAUGUUAUUAAUGAUCCAGUUGGAUUAUUACAAGCAAUAUUACAUGCAUGGGUUGAUGUAGCAGAAGCACCAAAGAAGAUGUCAACAAGUGAGGCAUGUCAAAUUCUUGGAGUAGAAACAGCAGAUGAUAAACAAAAAUUAAGAAAGGCAUAUUAUAAAUUAGCACAAAAAUAUCAUCCAGAUAGAAAUCCAGAAGGAAGAGAAAUGUUUGAGAAAGUAAAUGAUGCAUAUAAUCAACUUAUUGAAAUGGGACCAGACAAUUCAAAUGAAAAAUCGGAAAUUAUUAUUCAUUCACAAUGUAUUCUUUAUGAAAGAUGUGGAGAAAUAUUAUCACCAUAUAAAUAUGCGGGAUAUUCUUUACUUAUCCCAGCUCUUCAAGACACCCAAUUAAGAGGCAGAGCAUUACAAUUAGUUUAUUUAACCAUUAGAUCCUCUACAUUAAAUGUUCAAGAAUUAGCAAGACUAAAAGGAUUACAAACAUUAUUGUCUAUGUUAGAUGGAUUAUGUGGACAAAUCACAGAAGGAAAAGUACUUGCUAUUAGAUAUAUUCUUAGGGCUAUGGCAGUUGCAUCUAAAUUUACAGAGUCAUUAGCAGAAAUUAAAAAAAGUAAUACAAUAUUGUCUAAUAUUAAGAUGUGUCUUGGAAGUGACUUACUUGGAGUUGUAGAAGCAUCACUAGAAUGUAUAACAUGUUUCUCAAAGGAUGAAGAAAUAAGAAAUGAUAUGUAUAAUAGAAAUUAUCUUGGAUAUUUAAUUCACAGAAUAUUAUCAUAUGACCCAACACUUGAAGAAGCAGAACAAGAAAGUAUUCAUCAAAUGAAAAAUGCUAUUGCUGGAAUGUCAUUAUUAGCAAUGAAAGAGUUAGUUAAAAUCCAAGAAAAUACAGAAGAAACAAAAGCAGUGUUUGCAUUAUUUACACCACAACUUGGACUACGAAUUAGACAUGGUAGUGUUGGGGAAACACUCAGUUUAAUUACAUCUACAACACAAACACCAUACUUAUUAUGGACAAACAAAACAAGACAUGAAUUAAUUGAUUAUAUUGAUGCACACUUAAAUGGAACAAUGGAAUGGACACCAAAAGAAUAUGAACUAUUUAGAUUCCCAUCAUUACAAAAUGAAUUAGUUCUUGGUGGGGUUUAUAUUAGACUCUUUAAUGAACAAAUAAGAACAUGUGAACCACUACCAGAUCCUAUUAUUUUCCUAAGAGCAUGUAUGUCAAGAAUUGAUCUUAAUGGUAAAUGGCUUCAAGAAAAAGUUAUUGCUGUUGCAAAUGUACUAGAACAAUACCAAAUUGCUACUGAAUUUUGUGAAGACCCUGAAUUACUUGAUUCUUUGUUUAGCUUAUUAAAAGAAGAACCAGAUGACCUUCUUGUUCAGUCAUCAACACUGAGAUGUGUCAAGAGACUAUUAAGUACAACGGCUUGUGUUGAAGUUGUUGCUAAAUCUAAAGUAUUAUCUAAAUUCCUUGUGUUAUUAUAUCCGUCUCAGUAUCUUGAAGAUAUUGUGCCAUUAGCACAGUCAUUAUUCUCAGUAACAACAGGAUUACAACAAGGAAUAGUUAAAGGAGGACUACUUUAUCUUUUAAAUCAUUUUGUUAAUGACAGUGAACUUGAAAGAAGAGUUCUUGUAUCUCAACUAAUUGGUAAAAUGUCUACUACGCCAGGUAUUGGACCUAAAGUCACACUUUCACUUGCUAAAUUCUUCCCAAGUGCAAUUAUUAAUACGAUGAAAAUGGAUGCAAGAGGAGCAGUUAUUUUACUAGAUUCAACUACAGAAACACCAGAAUUAAUUUGGAAUUCAGAAAUGAAAAAUGGUGUUGGAGAUUUCAUUAACAAAAUGGCUGAGUCAUUCCAUGCAAAACAACUUUCUAACCCAAUGGUUAAAUGGCAAGUUCCAGAUACUUUUGCAUUUAAAUAUACAGAACUUGAAAAUGAAUUAUGUAUUGGAGGUGUAUUUAUUAGAAUCUUCAACCAAAAUCCUACAUGUCCACUUAAUAAUCCAAAUGGAUUUAGUGAUGGAUUAUUUAAUAAGUAUCAAGAAGCUGCCAGACAACGAGAUGUUACUUUAAUGAAUGCACUUGCUAAAACAAUUGCAGUGUUUUAUACUAAUCAGCCACAAUGUUUAGAUUAUAUAGCUACAUCAGGUCAUUUAUCUAAAAUUAUUGAAUUACUACAAACACAACCAGAUGAAACGUUGUUUAUAAUUCUACAAGUUAUUGUUACAAAUUCAUUAUGUAAAGAACGGUUAAUAGAUAAUAAUGCAGUUCCAUUAAUUGUCCUUUGUUUAACUAAAAUACCUGAACACGCACAAAUUGUAGCUAAUGUUUUUAGAUCAAUGACGUCUGGAGUUGGAUGUAAAGGAGUAUUAUGUUAUGUCCCAAAACUUUGCAACGAAGAUGUCCAAAGUGCGAUCUUUACCGUAUUGAAAGGUUCAUUAGAUGACACUCUUGGAUCAUCUGCACCAGAAAUCAAAGCAUUGAUAGUUGACGCUUUACAGAAUGCUUUACAAGACUCUUCUCACGCAGAAAAUCUAGACGUUGUACUGAAUGAACAUCCAGAAUGGCAACAAUAUUCCACUCAAAAACAUGGACUUUUCCUUUCUGGAGCCUCACCUAUUUCUGGGUAUAUUGCCGGACCUACUGCAUCAAGUGGUGCUGUAGGAUUAUUAAUUGUAGCAGAAGACGCAUCAAUACAUAGACCAGACGCACCACCAGAACUUAAAUAA
Molecule: messenger RNA, 6336 nt
Organism: Entamoeba histolytica HM-1:IMSS
Lineage: Eukaryota; Evosea; Mastigamoebida; Endamoebidae
Exons: 1
Coding region: 1-6336 (2111 amino acids)
Biological process (GO): receptor-mediated endocytosis; regulation of early endosome to late endosome transport; endosome organization
Cellular component (GO): endosome membrane
Source: RefSeq, a predicted model, not a curated record